This is a messenger RNA of Gasterosteus aculeatus aculeatus (three-spined stickleback), 3006 nucleotides long. RefSeq names its product transmembrane 7 superfamily member 2 (gene tm7sf2). Gene Ontology annotation, biological process: cholesterol biosynthetic process. The record is from RefSeq and is a predicted model, not a curated record. Gene Ontology annotation, molecular function: Delta14-sterol reductase activity. NCBI's taxonomy places the organism in Eukaryota, Metazoa, Chordata, Actinopteri, Perciformes, Gasterosteidae. Gene Ontology annotation, cellular component: endoplasmic reticulum membrane; nuclear inner membrane.
CACCGGUAAGACGCUGCAUUUGCUACAAGACACACAACUUUUGGGUUUUUUGUACUGAGCUGUAUUUUACGGCAUAGACAUCGUUUCUCUCGAUAAUCCGCAGGAGCCCAAUAAUGAGGCCAAACAGUCAAGCUCUCAAACAAAGAUCCUUACAUGAAACAGAGAGAGAAUUUGGAGGAACUCUGGGUGCUGUAUGCAUACCCGUCCUUCUCCCGCUGACGGUGCUGUUCCUGAUCAGUGUGAGUCGAUCCCCUGAGGCCAGUUUGCUCCAGUGGCCCCCGGUCCUUCCCUCCACCCACCAGCUAUGGGACCCUGUGGCCCUCGUUCUCCUGCUGGGCUGGAUUGCUCUGCAUGCCCUCCUCUACGCGAUGCCGUUAGGAAAGGUGUCUGAAGGAUUAACGCUGAGGGAUGGAACACGCCUCAAGUAUCCCAUAAAUGGUUUUCUUGGCCUGUGCGUCAGCGGCGUGUUGCUGAUAUUGUUGCUGGAGCUCGGGGCUCCGCUGGGGUCUCUGUUUGAGCUGCUGUUGCCUCUAGCAGUGUGUGCGAUAGCGCUGUCGUUCCUCUUCUCCAUCUACCUCUACAUCCGCUCCUUUUGGGCUCCGUCUCAUGCUCUUGCUUUGGGGGGAAACACAGGAAAUCCCCUCUAUGACUUCUUCAUCGGACGGGAGCUGAACCCCCGGAUCGGAAACUUCGACUUUAAGUAUUUCUGCGAGCUCAGACCGGGUCUGAUUGGCUGGGUGGUCCUUAACCUUGGCAUGUUGAUGAAGGAGGUGGAGCUCCGCGGUUCCCCCUCGCUCGCCAUGAUGCUGGUCAACAGUUUCCAGCUGCUGUACGUGGCAGAUGCUCUGUGGAAUGAGGAGGCUGUUCUGACAACCAUGGACAUUGUGCAUGAUGGCUUUGGCUUCAUGUUGGUCUUCGGCGACCUGGCCUGGGUUCCCUUCACAUACGGCCUGCAGGCCUCCUUCCUUGUUGAGCACCCGCAGACCCUAAGUCCCCUCGGAUCACUAACCAUUAUAGCACUCAAUGGUAUUGGAUAUUAUAUUUUCAGAAAAUCCAACUCACAGAAGAACCAGUUCAGACGAGACCCUACACACCCGAGUGUUGCAAGACUGGAGACCAUCGCCACAGCAACGGGGAAACGUCUGCUGGUGUCUGGCUGGUGGGGGCUCGUCCGACAUCCCAAUUACCUGGGAGACCUCCUCAUGGCUCUGGCGUGGUCCCUGCCAUGUGGAUUCUCCCAUCUUCUGCCUUACUUCUAUGUGAUAUAUUUCACUGUGUUGCUGAUUCACCGAGAGGACCGUGAUGAGAGACAGUGCAGAGCCAAAUACGGACUGGCUUGGGACACCUACUGUCGACGUGUCCCCUACAGGAUCUUCCCUUAUAUCUACUGAACAGGAAAGCAGACGUGGGGAAACGGGACCAAAACUGCCCAUCACACAUUCAGCAAUAACUUGCAAUGAAGAUUCCUUUUCAGUUGUACAGACCACAAAAUAUGACCUAGUUCAGUUACUGGGCCCGUGCAGGGAUUUCAUAAUAUCAAUAAUGACUUUGCUUUUAAACCUCAGAGGAAUCUAAUAUUUGUAUAUCAGCCUGCGUUCACUCGACUUUGGUUUAGCUGUUGUACGUCUGAAGACAUUGUCAUGGUCUUGUGGGUAUGUUCACCCCAAAGAAAUGUGAUAACUUUGAGAAAAUCUUGAAUCUAGAAAAUGUAAUUCCAGAAAAAGAAAAAUGCAUUUCCCCUGUACACUCUAGAACCUAUUUUAAUGGAAAAGAAUGGGUCACAGAAUAUUAUCAUGGCCGUUUGUUUGUUUGUUCUUUUUUUUUUACUAUCUCAUUUUUCUGUGUAUGAUGGAAAUACUUUUAAAAUGAAGAAAUAAAAUAAAUAAACAAACACUUGAUCAUGUAUUGUAAUCGCCCUUAUUAGAAUCUCAGCAUUGUGGGAAACACAAUCGUAUUGUGUUAAUAUGGAUCUCAAAAAGCUUGUAUAUGAAGAGCAGGAUCAAUGUCCUUUCAAAACUGUGAAGAAAAUCCGAUAGCUGUGUAAGUUUAUAACGACGUCUUCCAACUGUCACCAUCAGCCUCUUUGUAUGUAUUCUCUUUGCAGGAUUACGGUCUUAAUAGCAGACGUCCCACCAGCUUCUAGGCCUUUUCUCAGUCUUGAUGACUACGAAGGAACAAAUAGUUUAUGGGCUGCAUUAGAACAGCUAAUAGCCCCAAUCGUCAUUCAAACCUUCCUCCAGAGAAGGUUGAUUCACUCUGUGCCAGGUGGUUGGAUUGUUAACGGACCUGCAGUCAGGAACGUUUUUUUAAUAGGCGCUUACUAAGGUUGGUUAUUACGGCCGUUAAAUUGGUUCACAUGGCAUUUCAAAAACAAGGCAAGGUUGGAAAACAAGUCUGUUUCUCCCUUUUAACAUAUUUAUUUAUAAUGUUAACAGCCAGUCUAAAAUCAAAGUGGGCCUUUUAAAAAAUAUAUAAAUCCCUGAGCAUUUACACUGCAGAUGAUAUUGCUGUCACAUCGCAGCGAGGUUUGCCCACACAGAUGACAGAGCUCCCCGCUGAUGUGCACCUUCAUUUUCACCUUUUAAGCCCAUUUACAGUACAGUUGGCCCCUGAUCUUGCCCACGUAGCACUUGAGCUAUUUUUUGUUGUGUUUCAUACCCUUAGUGCUAAUUAGGAAUGGCUUGUCAACAUUGUGGUUGCCUUCGUGCUGAAUUAAUACAUAAUAUUGUUACAUUUUAUGUACAUAUGUAUUUUUCUGAUUCGGUUUUUGUUUUGUCAUUUUAACACGUUAUACUUCUGUUAGAAAACAACAUAAUGUAAUAUUAUUGAUAGUCUCAUUUGAUAGUUAAUUAUUUGAAUGUUGAAUAGUUUUAUACUAAAUGCAUGUGUGAAUAUGAUUCUAUAUUAUGUGACAGUUUGUGGUACAUGGCGGGUUAUCAUGAUAGAUCAUUUCUCAUCACUGUUGUUGUUGCACCCCAAUUCAAAUUAAAGAUUUACUUUGCAUAA